This is a messenger RNA of Gaeumannomyces tritici R3-111a-1, 2020 nucleotides long. RefSeq names its product CSN-1. The transcript is spliced from 5 exons. Gene Ontology annotation, cellular component: COP9 signalosome. NCBI's taxonomy places the organism in Eukaryota, Fungi, Ascomycota, Sordariomycetes, Magnaporthales, Magnaporthaceae. The record is from RefSeq and is a predicted model, not a curated record. Bases 310 to 1704 code for a protein of 464 amino acids.
CAACAACCAUUCAUCACCACCAGCCUGCAAGGCUGUGAGAGCCUUACGCUGCAUAACUUGACGUCGCCGAAAGCCGGCUGGGCCUCCACUGGUCUGUUCCCAUUCGCGCCUGGCAUCAGAAUUCCACCCUCAUUUGGACCUCGUCAUCGCGAGUUAUUGGACGGUGAACCUUCUCGCUCGUAGGCCCUUUUGCCUUGCUAGGCGUCUCUCUUGGCUCUUUGUUUGUAACCGUCCUAUCACCAUACGUAGUCUUUCAUGUUUAGCAUCGGGAGACAGUCACGCCCUCGAUAGCUACUUCCGGAACCGAAAAUGGCGGCUUCACCGGAGAAGCUUCUACAGUACUUCACCGCCAUGGAUAACCAAGGCGGGAUUGUGGUUAAAGAUGCCCCCAAGUUCGACCUUGAGACGUACAUCGCAAACUACAAAGGGAGGACGCGCUUCGAUCGACUGCUGCUCAUCGGCCAGAGUUCCGUCGCGCUCUGUGUGGACGCGCUCAAGGCUGCCCUAGCAGAGGCCAAGAAAGGGAGGGACACCGCGCGGUACCGAGAGGCUGCGGAUCUCCUCCGCCAGGCCUCUCCCCGUGAAGCCGAGGCCCUGGUUGAUGCUCAGUGGGCCGAUGCUACCGAAAAGGCAAACAGAGAAGAAACUCGCCGGCUCGAACAAGAACUCAAGGGCUAUAAGAACAACCUUGUGAGGGAGAGUAUCCGGAUGGGUAACGAGGACUUGGGAAAACACCUGGAGGCUAUCGGUGAUCUCCUCGGUGCCGCCGAGGCAUACUCGAGGAUGCGCCCCGACGUCACCACUUCCAAGCAGAUUGUAGAUGUUGGCAAGCAUCUGGUCAACAUCGCCCUCCAGAAACGGGACUGGGCUACUCUGAUUGCGAACCUCAACAAGAUUGCCGCAUUGCAGGGCCAGCUCUCGGACGACACAGGGUUGGACACCUACCUGCGCGCUAUCAACGGCGUCAGCCUCUUGGGCCAGGCCAAGUUCCGCGAGGCCGCCGAGAGUUUCCUCAAGGCCGAUAACCAAGCGCCUUCCGGUCACUACUCCGAGGCGCUCAGUCCCAACGACGUUGCCGUCUACGGCGGUCUUCUGUCACUGGCAACCAUGGGCCGGAAGGAGAUUCAGGCAAGGGUCUUGGAUAACCAGAAUUUCCGACCUUUCCUAGAGCUGGAGCCGCACAUACGACGAGCCAUCACCCUGUUCGUCAACGGCAGGUAUUCCGCGUGCCUUGUCAUCCUCGAGGGCUACCGCGCCGAUUAUCUGCUGGACCUCUACCUCCAGAAGCACGUUCCUUACAUUUACCUCCAGAUUAGGAGCAAGUGCAUCUCGCAGUACUUGAACCCCUUCUCAUGCGUCACACUGGCGUGUCUGAACGAAUCCUUUGCCAUCGAAGGAGAGUCGAUCGAGGACGAACUCGUCGCUAUGAUCAGCAAUGGCACCUUGAACGCUCGCAUCGAUACAGUGGACAAGAUGGUGAUAACAACAACAGCACGGCCACGAGCUCAGAUGCAGGCGGCGGCUAUCAACACAGUUCUGGCUUACGAGCGAGAGGCCGCCGAGCGGCUCAGGCGCAUGAACCUCAUGAGCGCCGACCUCGAGAUUAGGAAUCAACGAAGGGUCCUCGCUGGGGCGCCUGUGGCUUCCUCCAUGGUCACCGUGACAGACGACUGGUACGAGGAAACGCCUCCUAUGGCUGCUUGACCCUUCCCGGCUUCUCCAGGCGGCGGCAACGAUAGCAAGGAACUCUUGAGCACGACGAGCGAGGGACAUUGCGUACGUGUGAAGAGUGUAAACGGCCACUCAUAUUCUGAGCCUUAGCUAUGAGCUGCUCUGCCUGUGUUAUUUCCGAAGGAGGAGGGUUUUCAGCAGGAGGGGGUCGGCAUAAUACACUUUUUCGCUGACCUGAAAAUUCUGCUUGCUGCAAUCGACAUACAUGCGGUGUCCAUACAAUUCGGUACCCAAGGUAACAAGGCAACCCAAAUUAGCCCAUGAGCUGGUUGAGGUCUUCGGGCGGCCA